AUGCGUCAUACUGCGUCUUUGGUGUUUCUUACAAAGAUUUAUUUUUUGUCUUCUUUCAUAUUUCAUUUUAAAAAAUACUCUUUCGGUUUUGCUCUCGUCUCUAUACAAUUAUUCUUUGUUUUUUCUUUUUCUUUUAUUCCUUCUAAUGAACUGACGUCGUUUCCUGUUAAUUCAGUCAUCGUUCUUUCUUUAUUUCUGUCUUAUUAUUUACUUGUCAUUUCUUUUGUCUUUCUUUCUUUCUUUCUUUCUUUCUUUCUUUCUUUCUUUCUUUCUUUCUUUCUACUGAUUUCUCGUCUAUAUUUCGAUAAUAUUCUUGUCUUUCUUUCUUCAUUUUCUCCUUUUUCUUUAUUUCUUUCUUUCAUAUUUCCCCAUAAGUUAAUCCUCCCAGUUUUUCAAACAUUUAUCACGCGCCCUUCAUAUUUGCAUAAUAAUUUAUUCAAUACUUCCCAACUUCCUCCGUUGUAUACUCGCCUCAGAUUUCAUUUCAUUUUCUUUCUCUUCUCUGUUCGUUAUCCUUUUCUCAUUGUAGACACAAAACAAUCUAUCUAUCUAUCUAUCUAUCUAUCUAUCUAUCUAUCUAUCUAUCUAUCUAUCUAUCUAUCUAUCUCCUAUUUCAGCCUGACAGACUGUAAUUAG
Messenger RNA from Acanthosepion pharaonis, 636 nucleotides. Lineage: Eukaryota; Metazoa; Mollusca; Cephalopoda; Sepiida; Sepiidae. The record is from the annotation of a GenBank genome assembly.